Molecule: messenger RNA, 522 nt
Organism: Marasmius oreades (fairy-ring Marasmius)
Lineage: Eukaryota; Fungi; Basidiomycota; Agaricomycetes; Agaricales; Marasmiaceae
Exons: 1
Coding region: 1-522 (173 amino acids)
Source: RefSeq, a predicted model, not a curated record
AUGCCCCACGGAACUGUGCUCGAGAGUCGUUUUGGUCAUGGUGGUCCAACUCAUCAAGUUCAUCCAAAUCCUCUUCUAGAAUCUCCCCCUCAUUCUCCAUCUCUUUCUUCCAUGAUUUCUGUCAACCUUUUCUUAAUUUUUACCUCGUCCGCCCCGCCAACACCAUCGACUGCUUCGCGUCUGAGAGAAUCUAGUAUUGAAUGUCUGGGUCGGGGUACAGAGAUAGACAAAACAGUACGCACCAUUUUCAGAGCUCAUAACCACGACCCACAACACCUUCUCAUCCGCAAUGCUCAAGAAGUUCCACAUUCGCCACUCGACUUUCCAUCGAACUCAGGUUCGGUCCUAGAACCAAUCCCUCUACUCAUUCCCAGCUCCCCCCUCGCCUCUCUAUCAUACUCUCUCCGCAUCUUUGGUGAACUAUCGGAUCCCGGAUCCAACAACCUUCAAAUCAAAUCCCAUCCUUUCAGCAACCAACCCUCUUCUCCGUUCCUCAGUCUUCCUCUGCGCUUCGUUCUCUAA